Molecule: messenger RNA, 2396 nt
Organism: Fundulus heteroclitus (mummichog)
Lineage: Eukaryota; Metazoa; Chordata; Actinopteri; Cyprinodontiformes; Fundulidae
Gene: pdia4
Product: protein disulfide isomerase family A, member 4
Exons: 10
Coding region: 228-2147 (639 amino acids)
Biological process (GO): response to endoplasmic reticulum stress; protein folding
Cellular component (GO): cell surface; endoplasmic reticulum; endoplasmic reticulum lumen
Molecular function (GO): protein disulfide isomerase activity
Source: RefSeq, a predicted model, not a curated record
GCGGCAGGUCAGACAAGUUGCGGUGGCAGGAGGCGGCGUCGGCGUUUGCAGAAGUGAGAGUUUGGAUGAAACCGCACGGCGGAAGGUUUGGCACAGCAUCACCACCGCAGCCAGUAUUGAUCCGGACAGCAGCGGGUCUCUGUGCGCCACAGCCGGGGACUCCUUUGGUGACAUUCGGCGGCUCUUAAGAGUUCAGUUCGGGUGAGGGGCUACCGCAGGCGGGGACGAUGAGGAAGGCUGCUCUGCUGCUUAUUGUGCUCCUCGGCGUCGCACACUUGGCGACAGUGUGCAGGUGUGAGGAAGAUGCUGCAGAAGACAAAGAGGAGGCGGCAGCUGAUGAGGACAGUGACGAUGAGGAGGAGGAAGAGGAGGAUGACACGGAGGUCAAAGAGGAGAACGGGGUCCUGGUUCUCACCGACGGCAACUUUGACACCUUCAUGGAGGGAAAAGACACGGUUCUGGUUGAGUUUUACGCACCCUGGUGUGGCCACUGCAAGCAGUUUGCCCCAGAGUACGAGAAGAUCGCUCAGGCUCUGAAGGAGAACGACCCUCCCAUCCCCGUGGCCAAAGUGGACGCCACGCAGGCCACUGAGGUGGCGGGCAGGUUCGACGUGUCCGGGUACCCCACCAUCAAGAUCCUGAAAAACCGAGAGCCCGUCGACUAUGACGGGGAGAGAACCGAGAAGGCCAUCGUGGCGCGGGUGCUGGAGGUGUCCCAGCCGGACUGGAAGCCGCCUCCCGAGGCCACGCUGGUGCUGACGAAGGACAACUUUGAUGAAACGGUUAACGAGGCAGACAUCAUCCUGGUGGAGUUCUACGCGCCGUGGUGUGGACACUGCAAGCGUCUGGCCCCGGAGUACGAGAAGGCGGCGAAGGAGCUGAGUCAGCGCUCGCCUCCCAUUCCUCUGGCCAAGGUGGACGCCACGGUGGAGACGGAGCUGGCCUCGCGCUUCGGGGUCACCGGCUACCCCACGCUGAAGAUCUUCAGGAAGGGCAAAGCGUUUGAAUACAACGGCCCCAGGGAGAAGUACGGGAUCGUGGACUUCAUGAGUGAGCAGGCGGGACCGCCCUCUAAGCAGGUCCAGGCAGCAAAGCAAGUGCAGGAGCUCAUCAAAGAUGGCGACGACGCCGUCAUAGUGGGCGUAUUCUCCGGGGAAGAGGACGCGGCCUACGAGCUCUACAUCGAAGCCUGUAACGCUCUGAGGGAGGACUUCACCUUCCGUCACUCCUUCAGCUCAGAAGUGGCCAAACUGCUGAAGGCGUCUCCCGGUCAAAUCGUCAUCGUUCAGCCUGAGAAGUUCCACUCAAAAUAUGAGCCGGCAUCUAACAAACUUUCAGUCAAGGAGUCGACGUCGGUGUCUGAAGUCCAGGAGUUCUUCAGGAAGCAUUCCCUUCCCCUGGUGGGCCACAGAAAACCCAGCAACGAUGCCAAACGCUACGCUAAGAGACCCCUGGUGGUCGUGUAUUACGGAGUCGACUUCAGCUUCGACUACAGGAUAGCCACGCAGUUCUGGAGGGCCAAGGUGCUCGGCGUCGCCAAAGACUUCCCGGAGUACACGUUCGCCAUCGCCGACGAGGAGGACUACGCCGAGGAGCUGAAGAGCCUGGGCUUGAGCGAGAGCGGGGAGGAGGUGAACGUGGGGAUCUUGGCAGACGGAGGGAAGAAGUUCGCCAUGGAGCCCGAGGAGUUUGACUCGGAGGUGCUGAGAGACUUUGUUGUUGCUUUUAAGAAAGGAAAGCUCCAACCCAUCAUCAAGUCCCAGCCAGUGCCGAAGAACAACAAGGGACCGGUUAAGGUCGUGGUGGGAAAGACGUUUGACGAAAUCGUCAUGGACCCCCAGAAGGACGUCCUGAUCGAGUUCUACGCUCCCUGGUGCGGCCACUGCAAGAAGCUGGAGCCCGACUACCUGGCGCUGGGCAAAAAGUACAAAGCCGAGAAGAACCUGGUGAUCGCCAAGAUGGACGCCACCGCCAACGACGUGCCGCACGACAGCUACAAAGUGGAGGGCUUCCCCACGAUAUACUUCGCCCCCAGCAACGGGAAGCAGAGCCCCGUCAAGCUGGAAGGCGGGGAGCGAACAGUGGAGGGCCUGAGUAAGUUUGUGGAGGAGCACGCCACAAAGCUGCAGAGGAGGGAUGAACUCUGAGCCUUUUUGCCUCCUCUCUCUGCGAGGAGCUAAGGACUCGUUAACGGUGCUCAGCUGGAGCCUGGGAGGCCGACGGGAACGCAGCGGUUUCUAAACGGUGUUACUGACUUUCUUUGUGAUGACACGUUCCAAUCAUCCUUUUUUUUAGUUUCUGUUCUUUCCAAGAGAUUCUGUUUCUGCCAGCAUGUAAGCACUGAGCGUUUUUAAAAUAAAGCUGAAAACGAUGGUGGCUUGGUGCACCAACACUCA